Molecule: messenger RNA, 1896 nt
Organism: Rana temporaria (common frog)
Lineage: Eukaryota; Metazoa; Chordata; Amphibia; Anura; Ranidae
Product: low choriolytic enzyme-like
Exons: 13
Coding region: 81-1547 (488 amino acids)
Biological process (GO): proteolysis
Molecular function (GO): zinc ion binding; metalloendopeptidase activity
Source: RefSeq, a predicted model, not a curated record
UCCCCCCUCCCUACAGCCACUGUAUAAAGUCAGCUCUGAAAUACUCUGAUUAUUGUACCGUGCGGCAGGCGUCCUCCACCAUGGACCUCCCGUCCCUUCUACUCCCAGGCAUGCUGAUAGCCAUGUGUACAGGAGAUCCAAUACAGGAUCAUCAAGAAGCAGUUAAUGCGUCAGUUCCCCAAGAGUCCAGCAAUGAUGUUUUCAGUGACAUUUUAACAUCCAAUCAAGACAGUUCCCGAUUCAUGCUACAAGGAGAUAUCGCUGUGAAAAGGAACAGGAAUGCUGUCAUCUGUAGAGGAAAAUCUUGUCUAUGGCCAAAAUCCAAAGACGGAACAGUCAACGUGCCGUAUACAUUGUCUGACAACUACACAUUGGAAGAAAAAGCGAUCAUCCAGGCUGCCAUGGAGGAGGUGACAGUUGUGACUUGCAUACGGUUUGUUCCUCGCCGUGAAGAGCCAAACUACUUACGAAUCCGACCUUAUGAUGGAUGCUGGUCGUAUGUUGGACGUGUAGGUGGUGCUCAGGAUUUGUCCCUCACGAAACCCAAAUGCCUCCACUGGGGUAUAAUACAACACGAGCUGCUCCACUCCCUGGGCUUCCAACACGAGCAGUGCCGCAGUGACCGCGACAAGUACAUCCGCAUCAACUGGGGGAACAUCAGCCAAGACAAGGAACGUAACUUCUACAAAAUGAGCACCCAGAACCUGGGAAUGCCCUACGACUACCUGUCUGUGCUGCACUACGGCAAGUUUGCCUUUACCAAUGAUGCUGGGAAAGCCACCCUAGAACCAGUAGGCGACCCUCGUGCUGCGAUUGGCCAGCGGGUUGGGUUGAGUUCUCUGGACGUUGUGAAGAUGAACAAACUCUAUGGAUGCAAUACGUGCGGCUUCCUUCUUCCGGAUCAUCGCGGUACAUUCUCAUGGGACUCCAAACUUCAUCCAAAUGUCUCCACUUGUUCCUGGCUGAUCCGGAUCCCGGAAGGCAAGGUCUUCCUGCAGUUUGAGAAAUUCGAUGUUCAGUCUUCUCCGGCCUGCAGCCAGGCCUCUGUGAUUGUCUAUGAUGGGAUGAGCAGGGAGGCAGCGGUUCUUAUCCCCAGGACCUGUGGAAAGGUGCGGCCGAUUGGCCACGUUGCCUCUGGAAAGCUCAUGAGAAUUGAAUCCACCAGAAGAGGAGAAGAGGUCAGCUUUAAGGCAAUCUACAAUACUAUAAAUUGUGGAGAAUCCUUCAACAGCUCAGCAGGAAACUUCUCUUCUCCCGGUUUUCCGGCUCUGUACCCCAAUUCCAUGGACUGUGUAUGGGUGUUAUCUGCUCCUCCUGGGCACAAGAUGACGGUACGCAUUGCUCCUUUCAGCCUGGAAUUGUCCAAGGGCUGCUCCUAUGACUAUCUCCUCUUCCAAGAUGGACAGAAGCAGAAAAGAACAUGCGGAGUCCUUCCUAAGCUGAGCUUUACAUCCUCUGGCGCUUCUCUGAUGGUUCACUUCCAUAGCGACUCUUCUGUCCAGGCCAAAGGAUUCUACGCUGCCUUCUCCUUGUCUCCUGCAUCAUGAAGAGCCUUCUAACUCAGUAACUAGACAUCUACAGUCUGUAUUUUGGCGAGCAGGUGGCGCCAUGGUACAUGUAUACUAUUGCUCAUAUACAAAAUAACUACUGCUGUUGCUUAGAGGCCGAUGUGUAAAGGUCAGCACAAUAAUUGGCCUUACUUUUGCUUUGUUUUGCAUUGACAUUUUGCUUGUUCUUUUACUGUGUUAUUAAAAAUUAAACAUGAAAUGUCGCACUGUGCGAAAAUGGCAAGAAACAGACAAAAUCUGCUAAAAUGUAGCGAAUGUGACAAGAAUAAAGCCUGUGAAGUGCACAUUCUAAGAUUGCUUUUUAUAAAGGAUUCCUGCUUAUAUGAAA